Messenger RNA from Tupaia belangeri chinensis (Chinese tree shrew), 1662 nucleotides. It is a transcript of the gene HS3ST1, whose product is annotated as heparan sulfate-glucosamine 3-sulfotransferase 1. Lineage: Eukaryota; Metazoa; Chordata; Mammalia; Scandentia; Tupaiidae. Bases 281 to 1216 code for a protein of 311 amino acids. Gene Ontology annotation, molecular function: [heparan sulfate]-glucosamine 3-sulfotransferase activity. The record is from RefSeq and is a predicted model, not a curated record. The transcript has a single exon.
AAGAGAUGCCACGUCCCACAGAGCCUAACAUAUUGACAUUCUGGCCCUCCUGGAAGUGUUCACACCUCCUGCUUAGUAGGAUCAAGAAGCCGCGAGCAUCCCAGGGAGGUGGACGCUGCACUGGCUACUGCAGGGGGCAGUUGGGUUACCUCUGUGUUUGUUUUGUUCCGUAGUAAUCGGCGGCCUGCCACACCCAUGUGCCACUGACGGGGAGGCGUUCCCUGCGCAGCGCUUCAUGACCCAACCGCACGCGGCCCAGUGAAACCUCCGUGGUGUCAGCAUGGCCGCCCUGCUCCUGGGCGUGGAGCUGCUGCUGGCCCAGCCCCAGCUAGUGCCUUCCCGCCCCGCCGCCUUCGGAGCCGAGCCGGGCCAGCAGGAGCUUCUGCGGAAAGCGGGGACCUUCCUGGACGACGUGAGAGAAGGCACGGCCCCCAACGGCUCCGCGCAGCAGUUGCCGCAGACCAUCAUCAUCGGGGUGCGCAAGGGCGGCACCCGGGCGCUGCUGGAGAUGCUCAGCCUGCACCCCGACGUGGCGGCCGCGGAGAACGAGGUCCACUUCUUCGACUGGGAGGAGCAUUACAGCCACGGCCUGAGCUGGUACCUGAGCCAAAUGCCCUUCUCCUUCCCACAUCAGCUCACGGUGGAGAAAACCCCCGCGUACUUCACGUCGCCCAAAGUGCCUGAGAGAGUUCACAGCAUGAACCCGUCCAUCCGGCUGCUGCUGAUCCUGCGAGACCCGUCGGAGCGCGUGCUGUCCGACUACACCCAAGUGUUCUACAACCACAUGCAAAAGCGCAAGCCCUACCCGUCCAUCGAGGAGUUCCUGGUGCGAGACGGUCGGCUCAACGUGGGCUACAAGGCCCUCAACCGCAGCCUGUACCACGUGCACAUGCAGAAUUGGCUGCGCUUCUUCCCGCUACGCCACAUUCACAUCGUGGACGGCGACCGCCUCAUCAGGGACCCCUUUCCUGAGAUCCAAAAGGUGGAGAGGUUCCUGAAGCUGUCACCGCAGAUCAACGCCUCGAACUUCUACUUUAACAAAACCAAGGGCUUUUACUGCCUGAGGGACAGUGGUCGGGACCGCUGUUUGCACGAGUCCAAAGGCCGGGCACACCCCCAAGUCGAUCCCAAACUACUCCAUAAACUGCACGAAUAUUUUCAUGAGCCAAAUAAGAAAUUCUUCGAGCUGGUGGGCAGGACAUUUGACUGGCACUGAUCUGCAAUCAGCUCGGCUUGAAAACUGUCUUACUAUACGUUUGCGUGUACAUCUAGGGGGAAAAAGAAUUUUAAAAGGGCAUUGAAGCUAUAAUUUAUUUGUAAAAUCCAUAAAGUACUUCUGUACAGUAUUAGAUUCACAAUUGCCAUAUAUACUAGUUAUAUUUUUCUACUUGUUAAAUGGAGGGCAUUUUGUAUUGUUUUUCAUGGUUGUUAACAUUGUGUAAUAUGUCUCUAUAUGAAGGAACUAAGCUAUUUCACUGCAAAAAAAAAAAAAAAAGAUUUUUUUGGAGACACUGUCUUUUUUUGAAUAUAAUUAACUUGCCCCCAACUCAGAAGAGCUGUCUGUGUAGCACUCAUUGAAGACUUUGCAGAAUGGAGGUUCCUUUGUUAUUUAAAAAAAAAAUGUUCAUGGUUAUAAUGGUUCUCUCCUCCCCCUUUCCUUUC